Molecule: messenger RNA, 903 nt
Organism: Zea mays
Lineage: Eukaryota; Viridiplantae; Streptophyta; Magnoliopsida; Poales; Poaceae
Product: Golgi apparatus membrane protein-like protein ECHIDNA
Exons: 6
Coding region: 164-715 (183 amino acids)
Biological process (GO): vesicle-mediated transport; protein secretion
Cellular component (GO): Golgi membrane
Source: RefSeq, marked provisional
UGCCUUCCCCGAUUACGCUCCCUCGCUACUCGCUAGUCGCCACGCUCGCCAGGUUCUCGCGUUGCCCCCGCGUCUCUCUUCUCGUUGCGACGACUGGGCGAUCGCUGCCGCCCCGGCGCCCCCGCCGCCAGGUGCCAGGUUGUCGCCGGGCCCUUCGCCGGCGAUGAGCACCCAACAGGAGGUUACCGAGAACUACGCAAAUCCUAAGACAUGCUUCUUCCAUGUUCUCUUCAAGGCAUCGGCAUUGGCGUUCUACAUACUGUCCACACUGUUCGUGAACAACUUCGUCAUCAUCUUUGUCAUCACUGUGCUCCUCGCAGCACUUGACUUCUGGGUCGUGAAGAAUGUCAGCGGAAGGAUACUGGUUGGGCUGCGGUGGUGGAAUGAGAUUAACGAUGAGGGAGAGAGUGUCUGGAAGUUUGAGUGCCUUGAUGGAGAGUCCCUGGCUAGGAUGAAUAAGAAGGACUCAUGGCUGUUCUGGUGGACUCUAUAUCUGGCUGCGGCUGCAUGGAUUAUACUUGGGAUAUUCUCGCUCAUCAGACUUCAAGCUGAUUACCUUCUCGUUGUUGGAGUUUGCUUGAGCCUCAGCAUUGCAAAUAUUAUUGGGUUCACCAAAUGCAAUAAAGAUGCGAAGAAGAACAUCCAGGAUUGGACAAGGAGUGCACUUCUAUCAGGUAGUGUCAGAUCGCAUCUGCAGUCAGCAUUUGGUGUCUGAACAAUAACCUACGACCUUGUUAUACGUGUAGUGCUGUAUAAUUUACAGAUAACAUGAUUGGUUACUAGAGCGCGUCUGUUUUUUUUUUGUUGGCUAUGUGCAUCUUGCUAGGCAGAGUCGGAAGAACAUUUUCAGAGCCGUGUAUCAACUCGAUGUAUAAUGCAGCUUGAAUAAAAUCUUUCUUUAAC